AUGGCAGAUUUGACACAUGUCACGUCGAGUGAUGCAGCAGUAGUAAGGCCACUGGGACCAGCAAAAGUUACACUGCAGUUUGUGGCCGUGGGCAAUGCACCGCUUAUGAAGCGCACCAAGUUCACAGUGGGUGGUCAGGACCAAUUAAGCGUGGUGUACAAAUUUUUGAAAAAGCAGCUCCGGCUUAAAGAUACCGACUCGCUGUUUGUGUAUUGCAAUAGUUCGUUCGCACCAUCUCCCGAGCAAAGACUUAGUUCAUUAUUUGAAUGCUUUCAAGUGGGUGAUGUAUUGGUACUGAACUAUAGUCUAACGCAGGCUUGGGGAUAA
This is a messenger RNA of Peronospora belbahrii, 327 nucleotides long. NCBI's taxonomy places the organism in Eukaryota, Oomycota, Peronosporomycetes, Peronosporales, Peronosporaceae. The record is from the annotation of a GenBank genome assembly.